Leptosia nina is the source of this 954-nucleotide messenger RNA. The record is from the annotation of a GenBank genome assembly. Lineage: Eukaryota; Metazoa; Arthropoda; Insecta; Lepidoptera; Pieridae.
AUGGAUCAAUGGGUGACAGCAGCGAGCUCGCUGCUGGCGUUCCUGCUCUAUUACAACACGCUUGACGCGGGAUUCGUUUACGAUGACAGACGAGCGAUCCUCUCGAAUCCGGACGUCAUUGGGCACACACCGAUAAAGGCUUUGUUUGAAAACGAUUUUUGGGGAACGCCGCUCACUGAUCCUGGAUCCCACGGCUCUUAUAGACCAUUGUGUGUCGCAACGUAUCGCCUUAACUAUGCCUUUGGUGGAUUUAAGCCGUGGAGCUAUCAUUUUCUCAACGUCCUUUUCCAUUCUACUGCGACAGCGCUGGUAGUGAUAACAGCUAAGCGUUUGCUGCCGACUUACUGUUUGAAAGUGGGUACAGUAGUCACGGGCGUAUCUUUCGCUGCACAUCCGAUACAUACAGAAGCAGUAGCCGGUAUUGUGGGCAGAGCAGAUUUGGCGGCGUGCAAUUUUUUUCUACUCAGCUUCCUGCUCUACACGGAGCAUCUAAGAAUAAGAAACAAAAGCCGGCGGCAAUGUAGAGACAGCUACAAGCAAGUUCUACCGCGAUCUAUUGAGGGCGAAGACCAAAACUUCCGUCUCAGUUGCCAUGGACUGGUGCAACAAUUGUUGACGAAUUUUCGAAAGCUGCUCAAAGCGAGCAAAUCAGGACCGUUGAAAGUGUUGAAUGUGUGUGAGGUUCACGAGGCUGUGCAACUGAAUAAGUGUCAAUGUAGCGGUUGUGCUAGUGAGGACGCUGGUGAAUUUCUCCAAUGGUGCACAUUGGUUGGGACGCUCUUAUUCGCGACGGCGGCGACUCUUUGCAAAGAGCCAGCUAUAAUGGUAGUGCCUCUGUGCAUAUUAUACGACCUUCUAAAAGACUUUCGGCAGGAGGAACCGUUCUCUAAGAAGACAUCACUUUUUGAGACUGCAAAUGCCACUCGUAUUACUACUAGUACUAAUAAUCGUUAG